Messenger RNA from Aspergillus affinis, 1020 nucleotides. Its product is annotated as WD40 repeat domain-containing protein. NCBI's taxonomy places the organism in Eukaryota, Fungi, Ascomycota, Eurotiomycetes, Eurotiales, Aspergillaceae. The coding region runs from base 1 to 1020 and encodes 339 amino acids. The record is from RefSeq and is a predicted model, not a curated record. The transcript is spliced from 4 exons. Gene Ontology annotation, molecular function: protein binding.
AUGGCUCGUCUCCUCUCUGAACCCGUCGUCUCAGACCCGGGCAGUACAGCCCUCGUAACAGAUCUCUCGGUCUCCCCAACCUACAUUAUCGUCUCCUUAGAUAACUCCGAGAUCCACGUCUACGAUACCCAAGGCAACAAGAAGCACGUUCUCAAAGGCUCCAAAGGCGCCGUCUGGUCGACCGCCGUGCAAGGCGAUCUGCUCGUCAGCGGAGGGACCGAGUCCGACAUCCAAACCUGGAACUUAUCAACAGGGGAGCCCGGCCCCAUCUUAAAAGGCCAUACGUCUACCGUGCGCGUACUUCGCUUCCUCGACGGCACGCAGACCCUGUUGUCGGCGUCCCGGGACGCAACGAUUCGAGUUUGGGAUGCCCAGACUGGCGAAUGCAAGAAGGUCUUGGACGGUCAUUCCGGCACCAUUCGCGGUCUCGCGGUCUUCCCGUUAGGAAACGCCUUCGUGUCCGCCGGAAGUGACGGCGUCGCGUAUCUCUGGAGCACCAAGGACUUCUCCCGUCUGCACAAACUUGAAGGACACGAGGGGGCCAUCUACUGCGCAGCGGUCGAUUCUCAGGGUGAGUUGGUUGUCACCGGAGGGCUUGAUGAAACCGUGCGCAUCUGGCGGGCUGAGAACGGGGAAUGCCUCGAAAUCCUUCACGAGCCGGCCGGUGUCGUUGGUAGAGCCCGGAUCUUGGAGGAUUCAACUCUGAUCACGGCCGAUUCGGCGGGCUUCGUGCACGUUUGGUCGCUUUAUACCCCUGCGCGUUUGGUCUCCAAAUUGAAGGCUCACGAGGACCCCGUGGCAGCCUUUGACGUUCGCGGUUCCAGCCUGGUGAGUGCCGGCGGUUCAAUUCUACUGAGUGACAUCGAGAGCGGCAAGACCAUCGCCACGAUCGAUGAGACUGCACACACGGUGUGGAAGCUCGCUUUCGUCGAGGAGAAUAAGAUCGUAGCCUUGGUAGCUCGGGAUGCGAAGCCGAUGAUCGAGAUUUGGGAUAUCAGUCAGGGGCCAAAGAGCAGUUAA